AUGGAUCCUCUUAUUGAGGCAGGAGUUGCCCUGGUGACUGGGGCUGGAUCGGGCAUUGGUCAAGCCAUCGCCAUUGGAUUUGCUAAAAGUGGUUGCAAACGAUUAUUCUUAGCCGACAUCAAUCUGGGAGCGCUUGAAGAAACCCAAAGUCUGAUACAAAAGGACACCCCGGAGGCAAAAACCACGCUCUUCAAGGCUAAUGUCAGUGAAAAGCAAUCAGUCCAGGAUAUGAUUGCAAAGUGUGUCGAAGUCUAUGGGAGGCUUGACUUUGCGUGCAACAACGCGGGCGUUGGGGCCACAAAUACGAAGACUGCGGAUUUGUCGGUGGAAGCGUUCGACCGCGUCAACUCCAUUAAUGCCCAGGGAGUUUUCUUGUGCCAAAAGUAUGAAAUUAAGCAGAUGCUUGAACAAACUCCCCUGAUCUUUAAUGAUCACCGGGCUCAAAAGGGAUCUAUCAUUAACACGGCCUCGAUGAAUGGAAUCGCAGUCCUUGGAACACUCCCAGGGUACAAUGCAUCUAAGCACGCUGUUGUAUCAAUGACUCGUGUUGACGCUCGAACUUUUGCACCAGAAGGAAUUAGGGUUAAUUGUAUUUGUCCAGGGUUUGUAGAGACUCCAAUGUUGACAGGCUCGGGCUUGGAGGACAAGUAUAUAGAGGCGGCAAAGGCACAAAAUCCAUCAAACCGCCUUAUGAAGGCCAUUGAGAUUGCAAAUGGCGUGGUCUUCUUAGCAGGAAGUCUAGCGUCGGGUAUCACUGGCAUCCACCUUCCUAUUGAUGGUGGUGGGCUGCUUUUCCAUGUAGUUUAG
Molecule: messenger RNA, 807 nt
Organism: Lachnellula hyalina
Lineage: Eukaryota; Fungi; Ascomycota; Leotiomycetes; Helotiales; Lachnaceae
Product: putative oxidoreductase
Exons: 3
Coding region: 1-807 (268 amino acids)
Source: RefSeq, a predicted model, not a curated record